Klebsormidium nitens is the source of this 1939-nucleotide messenger RNA. The record is from the annotation of a GenBank genome assembly. NCBI's taxonomy places the organism in Eukaryota, Viridiplantae, Streptophyta, Klebsormidiophyceae, Klebsormidiales, Klebsormidiaceae.
GGAAGCUUUCUCCACUGAAUACUCGAGACUCAAGUCGCAACAGGCUGCAAGUGCGGCAGUGCUGUAGUGAAGGCAGGAGAAAGCAGCAUUCUCUUCCGCUUGCUGCGCUUGUCGGAUUGUCUUGUCUUCUCUGUGGGCCCGGGCAGCAACCCAACAUGUCGUCUCAGCGCGCUACUUUUCGGUUUGCACAACUUUCAAGACACCUUGGAGGCUCUGCACAAAUCGGAGACGGUGAAAUGAUGGCGUCUCACCAGGUCACAAUGGAGAAAACGUCAGCUCGGAAAGAGAGCUCAGUGUGGCAGGGGGUGGAACAAGGACCAGAAGAUCCAAUUCUGGGGGUGACAGUUGCUUUCAAUAAGGACAACCAUCCCGACAAGGUCAAUCUUGGUGUCGGUGCAUACCGUACUGAGGAAGGGAAGCCUCUGGUUUUGGACGUGGUCCGUCGAGCUGAAGCAGCCAUUGUGGCAGAUAGAUCAGUCAACAAGGAGUACCUUCCUAUCAUUGGCCUCGCAUCCUUCUGCAAGCUGAGCGCUCAGCUGAUCCUAGGCGCCGACUGCCCUGCCAUUGUUGAGAAGCGCACGACCACCGUGCAAUGCCUGAGUGGCACUGGUUCACUCAGAGUUGGGGCGGAGUUCAUUGGCAAGCAUUACCACCAGACCAUCAUCUACAUUCCCGAUCCUACCUGGGGCAAUCACAAUAAGAUAUUCCCUCUUGGCGGCGUAUCUGUGCGGAAGUACCGGUACUAUGACCCGGCAACUCGAGGCCUCGAUUUCCAAGGCAUGAUGGAGGACCUUCACUCCGCUCCCUCUGGCGCUGUCGUGCUCCUGCAUGCCUGCGCUCACAACCCCACCGGUGUGGACCCCACUCCCGAGCAGUGGGAGCAGAUUCGCCGCCUUAUAAGAAGCAAGAAGCAGCUCCCCUUCUUUGACAGCGCCUACCAGGGCUUUGCCAGCGGCAGCCUGGAUCGUGACGCUGCGCCAGUGCGCUCGUUUGCUGGCGACGGAGGGGAGAUGCUGAUAGCGCAGAGCUACGCCAAGAACCUGGGCCUGUAUGGGGAGCGCGUCGGCGCCCUGACCUUUGUCUGCGGCUCGCCCGACGUGGCUAAGCGCGUGGAGUCGCAGCUCAAGCUCGUCAUUCGGCCAAUGUACAGCAACCCGCCCGGGCACGGCGCGCGCAUCGUGGAAGCCGUUCUGUCGGACAAGCAGCUGUUCCAGGACUGGACGGUGGAGCUGAAGGGGAUGGCCGACCGCAUUAUCACCAUGCGCCACAAGCUCUUCGACGCACUUAAACAAAAGGGCACUCCCGGGAGAUGGAGCCACAUUGUGAAGCAGAUUGGCAUGUUCACGUUCACGGGGCUGAACAAGGACCAGGUGGUCUUCAUGACCAAGGAGUACCACAUCUAUAUGACAGCGGACGGGCGGAUCAGCAUGGCAGGUUUGAACUCCAAGAAUGUACACCAUCUAGCAGAAGCUAUCCACGCAGCCGUUACACGCAGAUCCUGAGCUCAAAGCGAAGGGUUCCAAGCAUUAAAGUGCCAAUCGAACAUCAUGACACUGGUUGAUUUCAGUUACAAUGACUAUCCUUGAGAAUGAAGUUCACGAUGGAGCAGUUUGUCGAGCCUAGUUUAGCCACCAUUUUUUUGGGAUACGUCGGAAGGAGAGACUUGAGAUUUCGAAAGCAUUUCGAUUUGAAGAGAUCACGGAAUACUGUCACACGGUAUUAGCACAAGUCUGUGAGGUUGCGCACUUAGAAGAAACGCAGGGGUUUUGUGGUCAACCGUCUGUCAAAACUUCUAAACUUUCUUAUAGGCACCUAUCACUACGUAUGUAUACGAGUCGAAUCAUGGUCUCAGCGUGGGUACACGUACCUAGCUCGAUCGGUUCUUCCACACGGCCUUUGCGCACAGCUUAUUAGGACCUAGUAAGGACCAAGAAUGUAG